AUGCCCAAAUCCGGCUUUGACCCGCAGCGCCAUCAGCGCAAACUGCAUCGUCACAAUCCGCUCUCCAAAUCCGGCUCGGCUUCCGCUUCCGCUUCCAAUAGCACACAUGCCUCGCCGUCCUCCGUCUCGUCUGCCACCCUUGAUGUGCUUCAGCAGGCCACAAAAAUCGCCAACGCAAGCAGCGCCGUACCCUCAGCACCUGCCAAGGACAUUGUUCCUCUUCUCUCCAACCUCCCCGCUCCCGAUUCCGACACCGGAACCACCGCGGCGUCAGCAUCAAAGCCCAUCAGCUUGGCCGACAAGGUAUGGUCGCUCGCCUCGGUAUCCUUGCUUCUUACCGUCAGUCCAACCCAGUCGGCUGCGCAGGUCAAACAUAACCGUAAACUUCUGCUCUCGCACAACAUCGUCGGCAGACUCUUGCUGGCUCUUCAGUCUCAUACCGAGGUCGAUGUCAGGCGCGAAGCCAGCGGCGCCCUGCGCAACCUCUGCGUCGACUCGGGCAUCGAGGUUCGCAACCAAAUCGUCAACAAGGGCGGCAUCUCCACUAUCCUUUCCGCCAUGAGGUGGGCUAGCAACGCUUUCGGUUUCGAUGCCAGCUCGUCGCAGAGCUCGUCUUGCAACCCUUCCGCUUCGUUUGUCGACGACACCCCCACCCUGCAGCAAGACCUCGAGGCGAAAUGCGCGCUCCUAGCUAUACCGCUCGACCAGCUCAACAAGAAGCAAAAGAGACACGCUACCAAGCUCGCUGCUGCGCUUGGAAAGACGCUUGAACAGGUCGCUGGUCAAGGCCUUUCUGCCCAAGACCAACAGAAGCUGCUCCUUUCGGCCAGCAGCGACUCAUCCUCCAACGACGCCAUCCAUACUGGCACCGCAUCCACGGCACAUCGCAGCGCAGAACCGUUUAUCGGCCUCGACUCCAACACGCGAAAGGGCCUGCUCGAGAUGGCCGAGAACCUGGUCACCCUCGUCUGGUGUCUGUGUGAGUCGGGCGACAAGGCUUUCAUCAAGCUCGUUACGUGGAAGUGGAUCGACCAAGACGUGGUCGAUUGCGCCGUCGACGAGAUCAGCGGGCAAGGACUUGCCGCAUGGCUUUCGUCUAGCGUUGCGCUCGGUUGCAGAGCUGCUGCGGUGCUUUCCACGGCUGGCGCCGAUGGAGCUCGUGCAUCCUCGUCAGCAGCAGAGACGCUCGGCGUGUUGACCAACGAGGAGCUCUCGUUGCUGCUUGACCUCGCUCUGGCAUCGGGCAACGCACUUUGUGCGCUCACCGACGGAGGCGAGCCGGAUUUCAUCGAUGGUAUGCUGGCACGUCGGUCGUCGGAACAGUCUUGCAAGAAGAAAGGUGCGAAACCGGCGCUAGCGGCACUGGCUGUGCCCAAGUCGAUCGACCAACAGCCGGCCUCGGCGACACGCUGCCUCGCUUCGAUUCAGUCGGCGCUCUCGUUGCUCGAAGCUUGCGUGCAAACCGACGCGAGCGAUCUGCACAAACUCAGGCGCUACGUGCAUUCGCAAUCUACCAUGCUCGGUGUCCUUUGCGCCGGUGUGUUGCGUAACCUCGCGGCUGCCGUCGAUUCGAAAGCUGCUGCUGCGUUGCGCUCCAAGUCGCGCAAGCACGGCAGCGUAGCUGCCUCUACCAUGACAUCGUCCAGCAUCUUUGUGCCGAUCGGCAAUGCAGCCAGUGGCAACGGUGCUAACGGUGCUCCAGCCACAGCGGUGUCGUUGAAAACGUACGAAGAAAGCUUGCUACUGCCGACGCUGACAAGUCUGCUUUGCGGCGUGGACAUGACGAAACUCGCGCACGAUCUGGACGGACGCGGGGACACGAGCGAGGCUGUGGCGCUGGAAUCGACGGCCAAGGAUACGGACGAGUCGGUGUUGAGGGCCAAGAUGCAGGCGAAAGCCGAGGAGAAGGCGCAGACGUUGAUGCUGGCGCUCGAGGUGCUCGCCGAGAUGGCGGGUAGUCUAGAUGCGCAUGCUACCGGUGGUGGAGAAGAGGAUGCAGACGAGUGGAUGGAGAAUGCGGAUGCGGAUGCGGAGGCAGAUGCAGAUGCGGCGGAGGAGGACGACGAAGACGAGGAGGAGAUGGACAUGUUUGACCAUGGUGAGCGAAUCGAGUCGGACGAUGGCGCGGAUGAUGACGAUAUGGGAGUGGGCUGCGCGCAAGACACGUUUGCGGAUGCAGUGAAACGCAAUGGUAGCUUGCCGUUCCAGGCAUAUGCGCCUGUACUGAGCCGCAUGUUUGGCACAUCCGACGGAUCGCUUGGGAGUGCGCUUCUGACGCUUUCUCGACCGUUUGAAGCGUCCUUCCCGUCGCUUACGUUGAGCACGAGCGACAAGCCGACAUCAGGCGUGCUGCGCGCGCUCCACUUGCGCUCGCUCUCGGUGCUCAACAAUCUGCUGCUGCGUCUGGCGACGUUUUCGCCACCUCCACCAUCGCAGCCCGUCACGGAUGCCAAAGUGCAACGUCGGAUCGGUGCUUUUCGCACGUGGAUCCACGCGGGACCGCAGAACGACGUACUCAAACGUGUGUGGCUGAGCCUGUUCGAGAUCGCCAAGGGAUGCGCUAGUGUUCCUGCGGUCGCCUCGGCCGGGGCGGGUCUAGGCACGCAUGUCAACAAUGUCGACGUUGGUGUCAGUGGUGUCACUGGUGGUUUGCACGCCGACGAAGGAUGUGAUGGGUUGACGAUGGUCGAGACGUGUAUUGGAGGCAUGUGGUCGAUAGCGCGCUUGUUGGAAGGCAACCUGCCGCUUUCGACCACGUCGUCGAUCGACGUUUCGCAUGCUGCGGCGGUACAGAGCGAGAUCGUGGUGGCGUUACAGUCUGGCUAUGCCUCGGCGAGUUCCGACGCGAUGCGGGUCAAAUGUAUCCUGACGCUCUCUACGCUAGCGCGUUCGGCUCAGAUAAACGCAUCGGUCAAUGCGCACAUCGGUGCGUUCCUCGUCUCGAUUCUUGAAUCCAUCGCUGACGCGGCUUCCAACUCAACAUCUGGCACCACUCCCGAGAGCAUGGUAGCCGCCAUCAACGGCAUCAUCGACACGUACGCCGAUGAAUCCUCCCACUACGAUUCGCUCGCUUUCCGUCACCAAAAUCUGCUUUCCCGAAUCAGACUCACCGUCUUCAACUGCAAAGCACUCGCCAAACACAUCGAUCGCAGAAAACAUCCCAGCCUCAGAGAAAGCGCUCAAGAAGCUAUCGAAAACCUUCUCGGCUUCGUACAGUAUAGGCAGGCUUUGCGCCUCUAA
Molecule: messenger RNA, 3240 nt
Organism: Mycosarcoma maydis (corn smut)
Lineage: Eukaryota; Fungi; Basidiomycota; Ustilaginomycetes; Ustilaginales
Exons: 1
Coding region: 1-3240 (1079 amino acids)
Biological process (GO): protein import into nucleus; ribosomal large subunit biogenesis
Source: RefSeq, a predicted model, not a curated record